AGACAGAAACAAAGGCUGUAAUCGAAAUCUCACUACAAAUACUGUGAAGCAUUUGAUGGACCAAUUAGAAGAAAGAAUUUGACAAACUGGCAAGGAACAUAUAAAAACUCUGCUAAUUAUAAUAAUCUGCUGCAAUUAAAAAUAAUAUUAUAUACACAUAUAAAAUAUCACAGAUAAAUAUACAUGAAUAUAUCGUACCGUGUGCAAUUGUUUGUGCUCUCUCGGAUCAAAGUCCGAAGGUUUGAUUUAUAACAAUUCCAUAAAUCGAACGUCAACGAUAGUACGAAAAACAAUGGCAAUGCAAUGCUUGAGAUUAUUUGUAAAUAAUGUGCCUAGAAGUGCAUGCACUGUCAGUGUCAACCGACACAUUACCUCGCAUUCUAUGCUGCCAGACACACAUAAAAUGUUGUAUCAAACAUGCAGAGAUUUCGCCGAGGAGGAAUUAAAACCUAUCGCAGCAGAGACUGAUAAAAAACAUCUUUUUCCAAAGGAGCAGAUCAAGAAGAUGGGCGAGCUAGGUCUCAUGGGUUUAUGCAUGCCUGAAGCAUUAGAUGGAACAGGACUGGAUUACCUGGCCUAUGCUAUAGCUACGGAAGAGAUCUCUAGAGGUUGUGCAAGUGCUGGAGUUAUAAUGAGUGUACAAAAUUCUCUCUACUUAGGCCCUAUAGAUGUAUUCGGAACUGAUAAGCAAAAAGAAAAAUACAUCGUUCCCUAUGUGAACGGUGAGAAAAUUGGCUGUUUUGCUCUCAGUGAACCAGGUAAUGGAUCUGAUGCUGGUGCGGCGUCUACCACUGCCAAAGUCAAUGGCAGCGUUUAUACGAUUAACGGCACCAAGUCGUGGAUAACAAAUGCGUUUGAAGCCAGUGCCAUAAUUCUCUUUGCGACGACUGACAAGUCCAAGAAGCAUAAAGGUAUAAGCGCUAUCAUAAUGGACAGUCCGACAGCAGGUCUGAGCUUGGGUAAGAAAGAGGACAAAUUGGGUAUACGAGGAAGCAGCACUUGCUCUUUAAUCUUCGAGGACUGUGAAGUACCACAAGAUAACAUUUUAGGCAAACCAGGAAUGGGCUUUAAAAUCGCAAUGAUGACUCUAGAUGCUGGCAGAAUAGGAAUUGCUGCACAAGCAUUGGGCAUAGCUCAAGCAUCCUUGGAUUGCGCGAUGGAUUAUGCAUCCAAACGCCAAGCUUUCGGCCAGUCGAUCAUCAAGCUGCAAGCGAUUCAACAAAAAAUCGCUGAUAUGGCUCUAAAAUUGGAAAGUUCAAGACUGUUGACGUGGCGAGCGGCUCAGCUUAAGGAUAAUGGUAAACCGUACACAAAGGAAGCCGCUAUGGCCAAAUUGUCAGCAUCGGAAACCGCCACAUUCUGCGCUCAUCAGUGCUUACAGAUUCUGGGGGGGAUGGGAUACGUAUCGGAUAUGCCGGCGGAACGUCAUUACAGGGAUGCGCGUAUCACGGAGAUUUAUGAAGGCACAUCGGAGAUCCAGAGACUUGUGAUCGCUGCAAAUCUCAUCAAAGAGUACGGCCUCAAUUGAGAUCGCACGACUGACUCACGAUAACAAGUGUAAUGUAAACCGCGUACAUGUGUGAAACUUUCAUAUUUAACAAAACGAACGACAUAGUCGUGGAACAAAGGCGGACUCCAUUGAAGUUACGAGCUUGUUUGAACGACACAGAUGUGCCUUAUUUCGAUCGGUUUUCCUUCGAUAAAAUGGUGAAUAAAUACGUGCCCAUGUUUCUCUGUUUUCUCGUAUGUGUCUGAUACAUUGAGUACAAAUACUAUGUGCACGUCGCACUACCACUGUUCGUACAUGAAUACGAAGAUAAAAGCUACCUUAGACUACAUGCCUUCCAACGAGAAAAUACAGAGAAUACAUUUACUUUGUGCAAAUGACAGUUAAAUUAUAUACUUCUCGUUACUGUUUUUCAAUCUUUAAUCGUAUAUUUAAUUAUAGAUCCUAUCACUAGGUGAGAAUGCUGCUGCGAGUUCAACCCAUUAAAAGACUUUACUCUCAUUUAAUUCUAAGAAUCAAUUCAGU
This is a messenger RNA of Trachymyrmex septentrionalis, 2032 nucleotides long. It is a transcript of the gene Arc42, whose product is annotated as short-chain specific acyl-CoA dehydrogenase, mitochondrial. Lineage: Eukaryota; Metazoa; Arthropoda; Insecta; Hymenoptera; Formicidae. Gene Ontology annotation, cellular component: mitochondrion. The transcript is spliced from 6 exons. Gene Ontology annotation, biological process: butyrate catabolic process; fatty acid beta-oxidation using acyl-CoA dehydrogenase. Gene Ontology annotation, molecular function: flavin adenine dinucleotide binding. The coding region runs from base 293 to 1528 and encodes 411 amino acids. The record is from RefSeq and is a predicted model, not a curated record.